AGCACCUAAUCCCAAAUAGUACAAUGUACAUAUAUUUUACAGAUCCGUACAGAGAGUUCGUAAACAUGAAUUCGAGUUCACGACGUCAGCGUUCCCGCAUGCCCAACUUUACCAUCGGGGAGGAGAAUGUGCUGAGAAUGCUGACCGCCAAAUACCAUAAAGAGAUCGAGGACAAGGCGUCCAAUGCACAUGUCUGGCGUGCGAAAAAUCGGGCCUGGGAGAGCAUUGCCGCUGAGUUUUACAACAAUACGCAAAUCCAACGUUCGGCCGUAAAACUGAAAUCCAAAUACGAGACAAUGAAAAAACAAAACAAGCUGCUGAAUGUGUUGGUAAAAAGAGAGCCAACACAGGAAGAUGCCUCGCCCAACAAAACGAACGAGCAGAGGAAUACGCUGGAAGAGUCCAAGCGGCAUGUGGAUCAAGCUGAACAGGUUGUGAUCGUGGAACAAUUUAAAGCGGAAACCCAAACGGAUCAGGUUAUGGCCGAGGCGGAACCAGGCCCGAUUGCAGCUGAAACGCGCGCCAGCGAAGGGGAUCAGAUCAUGUCGAAUGCGGAGCAGGCUAUGGUCGAUGCGGAUCAGAUCAUGAUCGAAGCGGUGCCGGAAAAUAAGCCCAUGGAUGGCAUCGAAACGGUUUUGACUGAGCUCAGGCCAGACUACUCCAAGAUUUCAGUGCGAAGCCGCAGAUCAGAUGCCAAUAUAUCCGCCAAUAUUGAUGUCGAACGAGUGCGCGAAUUUCUGCGGCAAUACAAGAACCUAAACCAGGCACAACUAGCUGCGGCCAAAAGCAAUGCGCCGAGUCCGGACAUCGAAAAAGCAGCCCUGCAUUCCAGUGAGCAGGACAACAACGAGCUGGUAAAGGAACUCAGCUUGACCCAGAGAUCUUUGGCCGCACAAUUCAAUUAUUAUCGCAACAUGGAUAUCCGAGCACAGCAGAAGCAUCUGGCCGAGCUCAAGAAUCUUGAGAUACAGCAUCAGAUUUUGGAGAUCGAACUUCAGAUCAAGCAAAAAGAGUUGCAGAAAAAUAGCUAAAGCUAAUACUAAUUAUCUAAGGCAACUUUUGUGUGUUUACACGUGUGGGGAUAUCAUGUAUUUGUCUUGAUGCAUUUAUUUUAAUUAUUAUAAGUAAGCCCUCUUUUUUUUUUUAAAUCAAUUUCAUAUAAGAACUGUAAACUUAGUUUAUCUACGCAUAUUUACACGUGCAUGGAUAUCAUGUAUUUGUCCGGGAUAUCAUGUAUUUAAUCUUAAUGCACUUCUUUUUAAAAAGUCAGUAAUGAAGCGGUUAUUUUUUUUUAAUAAAUAUGAUAUAAAUAAGUUUACAUGAAAAUGUAA
Messenger RNA from Drosophila virilis, 1331 nucleotides. RefSeq lists its product as uncharacterized. NCBI's taxonomy places the organism in Eukaryota, Metazoa, Arthropoda, Insecta, Diptera, Drosophilidae. The record is from RefSeq and is a predicted model, not a curated record.